GAACGCCCCUCCCGUCCAAUAACGUGCACACGCCCCAGGUGAGCAGACACAAAGCGGAAGUCAAGUCCUCGAUGCAAGUGAUCCAAGCAGUAGCUACUGAGCCACCACGAUGGCGAACACAGACGUAACUCGCUACUGUCACAGCUUUUCCUACAUCUUUCUCAAAUUCAUUCUCUUCUCCUAUGCCAUCGUUUGGUGGCUGAUAGGUGGCUUCAUCCUGGCAAUAGGUAUAUAUGCUGAGGUGGAGAGGCAGCGCUACAAGACAUUGGAGGGGGUGUUCCUGGCCCCUGCUUUGAUUCUUAUACUCCUGGGAAUCGUCAUGUUCAUUGUUUCAUUCAUUGGUGUCUUGGCAUCACUCAGGGAUAAUCUCAUUCUCCUCAAGGUGUUCAUGUAUACACUGGCGGUGUGUCUCGUUCUGGAGCUGCUGGGUGGAAUUUUGGCACUUGUGUUUCGCAACCAGACAGUGGAUUUAUUGAACAAGAACAUAAGAAGAGGCAUAGUUAACUACUAUGAUGACUUGGACUUCAAAAACAUCAUGGAUUUUGUCCAGAGGAAGUUUAAGUGUUGUGGCGGCAAAGAUUUUACCGACUGGUCAGUCAACAUGUACCACAACUGCUCUGCGCGGGGUCCACUGGCCUGUGGGGUGCCUUAUACCUGCUGCAUCAUUAAGCAAAAUGAAGUCAUAAACACAAUGUGUGGCUACAAAGCAAUGGAACUGGAGCGCUUAAACCUGAUCGACAUGAUUCACAUCAGAGGCUGCACAGACGCUUUCUUCAUUUGGCUUACGGACAACUACAAGAUUAUGGCAGGACUGCUACUGGGGAUCCUGCUGCCUCAGUUUUUUGGUGUAGCCAUUAGCUGGUUGUACAUCACCCGAGUGGAAGACGCCAUCAGCCAGUAUGGGAACGUUACAGACGGACUUCUGGACUCUAAUGCACAGAGUGGACACCACAAAAGGCAAGGCCGAGUGGCCAAGUGGUUUAAGUGUAUGCCUGAGUUUGACUGAAGAGCAUAUUGGGCUCAAAUGUCUGCAGAACUGAAUUCUUCUCACUGCUCAGGGACAAACACCAUGAAGGUACAGACUGAAUUAACGUAAUCAAGCCAAUUAUUUCUGUUUGUUUUACCUCUCCUUGGCGCAAUGUAUGACUUCUCAUUGCAACACAGAGUGGGACAUGAGCUACUUCAACAAAUAUGCAGCAGCACAACCGAUAAGUCUAAAGUGGAAUGCUCUCGGUGUCUCAGGAACUGGAUGAAACUUUUUUUAAGAUGAUUAUUUAUGGCAUCGAGAGAUGCCAAAUUAUUUUUCUCUGCCAAGUUUAUUUUAUUGUAUUGUGAGUCCCUGCAUGGUACACAAUACUCUCAUUAGUUUUAAGUGACCAAGUUUUAUAUAUAUUAUGGAUUCUGAUGUGUAAAUAUUUAAUAUUGAGUGAUAGUUUUUCAUUGCCAUUGACAGCAAUCAAACAAUCGCAAGCAGCACACCCAGUCUGAUUGGAUUGGAUGUCUAUUACUGUCAAUGGCAGCCAAUGAGUUAACACAAAAAAAUAAAUCAAUCUAUUUUAAAAAAAAAAAAAAAAAACAUCUUUUACACUUCAUUUCGAUCCUCUGAAAAUUAUGUGAACGGGCCCGAUUUCCUAUCACCUGAUCCAACUGGGGGACAUCCCUAAUACGAAUUCAUUGACCUUAUACAGUAUUUAUCGGACUACAAGUCGCACCUGAGUAUAAGUUUCAUUUAUGGGGGAAAUUUAUUUGAUAAAAUCCAACACCAAGAACAGACAUGUCAUCUUGAAAGGCAAUUUUAAAAAAAAUAGAAUAAAGAACAACAGGCUGAAUAAGUGUACGGUAUGCUAGUAUUUGCAUGAACUGAGAACGUGCCUGGUAUGUUAAUGUAACAUAGCUACAGUAUCAAGAGUUAUUCAGAUACCUAUACGAUAAAGAACAUGCCAACAAGUUUACCAGAUAACCUCUGCAUUUCAACAGUUCUCGCUAACUCCAAACUUUAUUUCUGCUGCCUGAUUACCAUUUUCGAUUGCAUAUUUCACUACUUGCCACUUGUAAUCCGCAAAAUAUGAUUUUCUUUUUGGUGCUAUUUUGUUCAGCCCGUCUUGGUUGUUUUUAAUUAUUUUUAUAAGUUACCGCAUAUGAGACCAAUUCUUCCGCGACACAGCCAAUGUUGAAGGACAGGCCUUGCCUUAAGCGCCUUCUUACAGUUUAGUGUGAAAAUAAUGUGAAAUGAUAUAUUAAUGUGUUAAUAAUUUAACACUUAAGUCACUCCAGAGUACAAGUUGCACCCAUAAGCGGAUUUUAAGGGGGGGCCAGGGGGGCCCCUGGUGGCUGAAACGUGUCAUUGCAUGUAAUUGACUCUCCUACAUAUAUAUAUAAAAGUUGUAACGCAAUAAAACUGCAACAAAAAUGAAUUCAGGAAGAAAAAUUUUUUUAUAAUGGGUCGAAAUUAUUUUUUGAGCACCUUAGACAGUCAUUUGCUUUGCAUAUAAUUAUAUAUAUAUAUAUAUAUAUAUAUAUAUAUAUAUAUAUUUAUUUAUUAGAGAAAAAAUAUUUUUAAAAUGAUUUUUUUCUUUGAUUGAAAAUAUAUAUUUUUUGAUUGAAGCAGCUUUUCCUAAUCAUAAUAUGGCCCAAACACAAAAAGGAUUGCUUUAAUCAAAGAAAACUGUUUCAAUGAAAAAUUAAGUGUUCAAAUUUUUCAAUCUCAAAUAUUUUUUCUCAUUCAAAAACUUUUUUCUAUGAUUGAAAAUUUUCUUUUUUUGAUUGAAGUGAUUUUUCUUUUUGAAAAUCUAUAUUUUUUUGAAGCAACUUAUUUUUUGAUUGAAUAAUGGAGAAAAAUGUCCCAGCCAAAAUGGGACCCAAACACAAAUCAACAUCAUUUCAAUCAAAAAAAAAAAAAAAAAACCUUGACUAAAAUAAAAAUAAAUAAAUAAAUAAAUAAAAUUAAUCAAAGAAAAAUAGCUUUCACAUGCUGUUUUUUGAGUUUCAAAUUUAUUUUUGCAUUUAAACUAGGGCUGUGAAACGAUUAAAUUUUUUUAUCGAGCUAAUCACAGCUUAAAGAUUAAUUAAUUGUAAUUAAUCGCAAUUCAAACCAUCUAUAAAUAAAUCCAUAUCCAUAUUUCAAUCCAUAUUUUUCUGUAAAUUAUUGUUGGAAUGGAAAGAUAAGACACAAGACGGAUAUAUACAUUCAACAUACUGUACAUAAGUACUGUAUUUGUUUAUUAUAACAAUAAAUCAACAAGAUGGCAUUAACAUUCUGUUAAAGCGAUCCAUGGAUAGAAAGACUUGUAGUUCUUAAAAGAUGAAUGUUAGUACAAGUUAUAGAAAUUUUAUAUUAAAACCCCUCUUAAUGUUUUUGUUUUAAUAACAUUUGUAAAAUUUUCAAUCAAAAAAUAAACUAGUAGCUCGCAAUUGUUGAUGUUAAUAAUUACACAAUGCUAACGGUGCUUAAACCCAUAAAAUCAGUCGCACCCAAGCGCCAGCAGAGGGCGACAAAACACCAAAAAACACAAGUAACAAGGGGGCAUUACACUGUGCUGUCAUUUUAAUCCGUUUGAGCGGGGCAUGUGUGUUAAUUGCAUCAAAUAUUUUAACGUGAUCAAUUAAAAACAUGAAUUACCGCCCGUUAACGCGAUAAUUUUGACAGCCCUAAUUUAAACACAUUUUUUUUUGAUGAAGUGACUUUUUAUGGGCUGAAAAUAUAUAUUUUAAUUCAAGCAAUUUUUUUUUUUUUUUUUAUAUAGACGCAACAUUUUUGAUUGAAUAAUAGAGACACAAAUCUUCCUCCAUAUGGCUCUGCCCAGGGGAUACAAUUUUUGCCUGGGGUAACUACAUUGGCACGACACCGGCGGGUGUACCAAAUUCAUUGGAUGACGAUCUUGGAGAAAAGUAUUGCCUAAGCAGCCUGAUUUAGAAUUCCCCUCAAGAAUGAUGGGAAACAAAAAAAUGCUCAUUGUCAAUGUAAUAUUAUAUUCUUGUGAGUUAAUUUUAUUGCUGAUACUGCGUUUUGGGGUCAUCAACAUGUUGUGCCCCCCCUGCCCCAAAAGUCAAACUCCGCCUAUGGUUGCAUCCCUGGCCAAACUGAUUAAAACAAACAAACAAACAAACAAAAAA
This is a messenger RNA of Corythoichthys intestinalis (scribbled pipefish), 4113 nucleotides long. It is a transcript of the gene tspan15, whose product is annotated as tetraspanin 15. The record is from RefSeq and is a predicted model, not a curated record. The coding region runs from base 110 to 1006 and encodes 298 amino acids. The transcript is spliced from 8 exons. NCBI's taxonomy places the organism in Eukaryota, Metazoa, Chordata, Actinopteri, Syngnathiformes, Syngnathidae. Gene Ontology annotation, cellular component: plasma membrane.